Molecule: messenger RNA, 1409 nt
Organism: Anarrhichthys ocellatus (wolf-eel)
Lineage: Eukaryota; Metazoa; Chordata; Actinopteri; Perciformes; Anarhichadidae
Product: beta-alanine-activating enzyme-like
Exons: 3
Coding region: 717-1331 (204 amino acids)
Biological process (GO): amino acid activation for nonribosomal peptide biosynthetic process
Source: RefSeq, a predicted model, not a curated record
UAUAUGCACGCACACAAAUAUUUGUAUGUGCAUGUAUAUGCAUACAUGUAUGCAUCCAGAUUAUGUAUAAUCAUUUUGUAUAUAUGUAUAAUUAUGCUCACCUACACACAGACGGGAGAGAGGAAAUAUAAAUAAAUAAACCGAGUCUGUUCCCAAGGUGUUUUAUAUCAGUACUGGUUUCCUGCUUUAGCUCUGGUGGUGAUUUUACAAGAAUAAUGUUUACAGUUAAAUGUUCUUUCAUUUUAAAAACACCCAAGAUACCAAAAUGAUUUAAAAACAGGACAGAAAAAGAAACUGUGCAAAUGGUUUGUCUUUGUCGCCGCAUUUCCUCCAGCAGUCUGAUAUCGUCUGUGUUCAUUUUAGAAAGUAAUAAAGUUUUAUCACUUUAAAUGUGAUCGUUUUCUUGUUUCCACGCAGGUCACGCCGACCCUGCUCGGCCGCUUCGGCCGCCGCGUCCUGAGACAGGAAGUGCUGUCGCCUGGCUCCUCGCUGCGGGUGCUGGCUCUGGGCGGAGAGGCCUGCCCCUCUCCGGCUCUGCUGAGCAGCUGGAGGCACGAGGACAACCGCACCCACAUCUACAACGUGUACGGCAUCACCGAGGUGUCCUGCUGGGCCUGCUCCUACAAAAUACCAGAGUCUCUGCUGCGGGCCGGCCACAUGUGAGUGCUCCCUGUUUGAAACGAUUCAUUGAAUCUACGCGUUAACUUUUACAUAACAUGAAGUGCCUUUCAAGCUCGCCGUCCUCUGUUCCUCUCGGGACUCCUCUGAUGGACACAACGGUGGAAGUGAGGGACGAACACGGCCGCGUUGUUACCGAGGGUGAAGGGCAGGUGUUCAUCGGCGGAGAGGACAGAGUGUGUCUCCUGGACGACGAGGAGGCGGCCGCCCCCGGGACGAUGAGAGCCAGCGGAGACUGGGUGGACGUGAAGGACGAGCAGAUGUUCUACCUGGGACGGAGAGACAGGCUGGUGAAACGCCACGGGAAACGGGUGAACCUGGAGAGCGUGCAGCAACUCAUAUGCAGCCUGCCUCAGGUGGAGGCCUGUGCCGUGGGUCUGCACGGAGGCUUUCGUCUGCUGGCCUUUGUUGUGGCGUCCACAUCUGGAGACCACAGAGCAGCUUCUCCUCUCACGCCUGCGCAGGAGCGAGCGGAUCCAGUCCACGCGGAGCACCGCCGGGCGGGGGAGACGGAUGGAGAUCUGAGCCGACUCGUCCUGAACCGGCUGUCCCUGCUGCUGCCGUCUCACAGCGUCCCCGACACGCUGGUGCUGGUCCCGGCCUUGUGCCUGACUCCUCAUGGUGAGCGUCACUGUGAUCGCAGACUUACAUGAACAAUAACUUAAAUCUCCAGCCCAUCGCUCUCAUGUUACAUUAAUUCAUUCAUCCAUCUUCUCUCUCCCUCUUUCUCC